UAUUUUACCAAACAUUUUACUAAAAUACAAUAUUUUUGUUUUAGAAUAAGAGAAAAUGGCCUUCGCACAAAAAGGAAAAUUAAUGGCAGUAAUUGGUGAUGAAGACACCGUUGUUGGUUUUUUGCUUGGGGGAAUUGGGCAAAUAAAUAAGGCACGCAAAUCAAAUUUUCUUAUUGUGGAUAAAAAUACACACGUUUCAGAAAUUGAGGAAGCAUUUCGAAGUUUUUGUUCUCGUGACGAUAUUGCAAUUAUUCUAAUAAAUCAACACAUUGCCGAAAUGAUUCGUUACCAAGUUGAUCAACACAUUGCUAGCAUUCCUACAGUUUUGGAAAUUCCAUCGAAGGAAAUGCCGUAUGAUGCUUCUAAGGAUAGUAUAUUAAAUCGAGCACGUGGUCUAAUCAACCCUGAUGACCUUAAAUAAAGAGGAAAGUUCCAGGGAAAAAUUGGAAGGAUAAAAAUAGAAUAAAUACAUUUAGUAUUCACUUUUAAUUUUUUAAUUAA
Molecule: messenger RNA, 501 nt
Organism: Meloidogyne enterolobii
Lineage: Eukaryota; Metazoa; Nematoda; Chromadorea; Rhabditida; Meloidogynidae
Source: the annotation of a GenBank genome assembly